AGGGAGGCAAGGGGGAAUGAGAGAGAGAGUAUGAGAGAGAAAGAGAGAGAAGGAGAGAAGGAGAGAGAGACAAGCUGAUUGCUUCUGCUACUGACAAACAAUACUCCACACACACAACACACACUACUCCACAUACACAACACACACAACUCCACACACACACAACACACACACACACACACUCUGAGAGAACUCCCAACACAACACACCUUGCUGGAUCCUGGAGCUUGGAGCUUCGUAUUGGUGUAUGGGAGCGUGUGUGUACUGUACUACUGCUGUGUGUUUGAGGGUGAGAGAAGAGUGCCUUUCUGAGGAUACCCUGAUGAAAAACAGAGCCGGGGUUUUCAGGCAGAGCCCCUGUGUGUUCCUCCGCACAGCUACCCUGGGGGACCCACCGUGCACCAUCGCUGCCGCCUGUCAUCUCCACGACAACUAGAAUGGGCUGCAAUUUGUGCACUUUACAGAAACGGGAGGAACACUACAAACUGCUGUAUGAGAUUGCACAGGUGAAUGGCAGGGACUACUCCAAAGCCAGCCAUGAUGAGGUGGUGGAGGUCAUCAGGAGAGACCCCAUCGUGGUGCAGGUCGUCCGUCGCCAUGGCAACCCCGCCCACGCACACCAAACAUUUAAGGAGGUGCACGUGGUGGACGUGUGCACGCAGACUGACAUCACCUUCGAACACAUCAUGGCCCUGGCUAAGCUGAGACCUGCUACUCCACCUGUACCCGACAUCUGCCCCUUCCUGCUGUCAGACAGCUGUCACUCCAUCCACACCAUGGAGCAUGAGUUCUACGAGUGUCCAGAGUACCUCUCCAACACCCCAGCUGAAGUGGACAUGCCAGAUGAGUUUGAGUACGAGCAGGUAGAGCUGUGCCGGCUCAACAGUCAGGAGAAGUUGGGUCUGACGCUGUGCUAUCGGACUGACGAUGAAGAGGAUACAGCUAUCUACGUCAGCCACGUUGGACCCAAUAGCAUCGCUGCCAGGGAUGGGCGCAUUAGGGAAGGAGAUCGAAUAUUACAGAUCAACGGCUGUGACGUACAGGACAGGCAGGAAGCUGUCGCUCUCCUGUCCAGUGAGGAGUCCAGGAGUAUCGUUCUCCUGGUGACCAGACCAGAGGAGGCGUGGCUUGAUGAGGAGCACAAUGAAGUCCUUGAGGAGCUGAAGAUGGAGAUCCUAGAGGAGAGGAGGAACGAGGAGGCGCAGAAGACAGGAGGAGGAGAGGAGCAGGCCAAGCAGCUGGAGGAGGAUGACGUCAUGACAGACACGGCCACGUGUUCGUCCAAUACUCAGGACAAAGACAGCGGUAUGGGGACGGGGCGCAACGAGGAGAGCUCCGAACAGGAAGUCCUCCUAGCCCGUGUACAUCGGAGGCCUGCCCAGGGCCUGAGAGACCGAUGGAGGGCCGAGCAUGGCCAGGGGCUGGGCAGGAGGGUGGUGCCCUCGGACACCCAGGGACCCAGGGGUCUGAUCCAAGCCCAGGACGGUGAGGGAGGAGUGGGGUUAGGACUGGAGUGUGACAGCCGCUUCCAGCAGCUCGUGGAGCUCAAGUGCCAGAUCCGUAACGGCGGGGAGUGUGGUGUGUACUACAGCAGGAGAAGCACCAUGGAGUGCAGCCUGACGGAGCAGAGCGGGGUGGGGGUCAGUGAUGGAGGAGGGAUGGAACAGGAGCUGAGGAUGUUGAACGAGGAGCUGAGGAGUAUCGAGCUGGAGUGUCAGAGCAUCAUGCAGGCCCACCAGCUCCGCAAGACCAAGAGGGACCCCCCCUGCGCCCCUAUCUGCUCCCCAGGACGGAGCCCCAAAGACGGGCGUAAGCGGCAUGCCAAGCUGGCCGAUAUCAACGAGCAUCCAGGGGAGAGGCCGUGGGACAGCGACAAGCUAAGGGGGGACAAGGACAGCUCCAGUGCCUAUAACACAGCUGAGAGCGCCAGGUCCACUCCUCUAGGCAUGGAGAGAUCCCCGGACCACUCUCUACAGAGACGCAUCAGCCUCACCAACCAGAAGAACCUCCAGAGUACAAUGGCAGCCUCCGGCCAGUCCAUCUCCAUCCCCAUCCCAGACAGAGAGCUCCAGAGUGGGACCUCGACCGGGCACAGCCGACAGGAUCCCAACCCCAGCCCAGGCACCACGGUCAUCUCCAGCAGCCCCGACCAGUCCAACCCCUCCCCCUCCGAGUCAGACCCGGCCCUGCCUGCAGACGACGAGCGCUGCGACCGCACCAGGAGCCACCGGGGGCCACCCAAGGUCCCUACCUACCCAUCCCCCUACCACACAGCCCCCCAGCAGGGCCAGGGCGCCUCUCCGGCCCACGCCAGACACCUUCAGAGCUACAUGCAGCAGCUCCUCCAGCAGACCUCCAGUCUGGAGACCUACUCCCAGUCCCAGCUCAGCCUCCUCAGUGUCUGCCGGGAGCGCUCCGGCCGCCCGGGGGAACCACGCCUCGAGUGGAAGGUCAAAGUUCGAGCCGACGGGACGAAGUAUGUAACCCGGCGCCCGGCGAGGGACCGAAUUCUACGAGAACGGGCGCUGAGGAUCAGGGAGGAGCGUAGUGGAGGGAUGACCACGGACGACGACGCUAUGUCCGAGAUGAAGAUGGGGCGGUACUGGAGUAAAGAGGAGAGGAAGCAGCAGCUGGCCAGAGCCAGGGAGCAGAGGAGGAGGAGGGAGUACAUGCAGAGGAGCCGGCUGGAGUGUCUCAGAGAGGGGCCGGGGAGCGGGGCCGAGGGCCGUAAAGAGGUCAACAUCCUGGAACUCAGCCACAAGAAGAUGAUGAAGAAACGCAACAAGAAGAUCCUGGAUAACUGGAUGACCAUCCAGGAACUAAUGAGUCACGGGGCCAGAGCACCUGAGGACCAGGGGACUAAACAAGUACACAAUGCCUUCCUGUCUGUUACUACAGUAUAGGACCACAGCUCUGGGUAGAAGUUACCCUGUACACACAGAUUUAGGAUCAGUUGAAACUACCCAGGUCGGGCAUUAACUAUUUGGAGGAUAAUGCAACUGACCUCAGAUCAGUGUCUAGGGACAACCUUGCCUCAUACCCCUCUCUCUCUCUCUCUCUCUCUCUCUCUCUCUCUCUCUCUCAUCGCGUCCAUGCGGUAUGACCUUACUUGCCUCGUUCAAUGUGGCAUUUUUUAUAAUGGGGAAAGUACGAUAUUUUUCACACUUUGUAAACUCAAUAACAUUUUGUAAAAUGUUUUUUUUACACUGGUUGUCGAUGUACUGUAAUAUGUUUUCUGCAGUUGCUUAUUUAUGAUGUCAUGAAACAUGUUUCUAUCAUAAUCUGAAUUCUCCGUAAACCACAUCGUCAUCGAAGUCAAAGACAUCGUUGUACGUUAUCAUGUAUGCAUUGUUUAUCCAACAUGGCAGUGAUUAACUGUAGCGGUCAGAAAUGUGACGACCAUUGACCAGACAACUGAGAACAAACACUUGAACAC
Molecule: messenger RNA, 3436 nt
Organism: Coregonus clupeaformis (lake whitefish)
Lineage: Eukaryota; Metazoa; Chordata; Actinopteri; Salmoniformes; Salmonidae
Product: PDZ domain-containing RING finger protein 4-like
Exons: 8
Coding region: 438-2903 (821 amino acids)
Molecular function (GO): protein binding
Source: RefSeq, a predicted model, not a curated record